CCCACCUGGGGGAACUGAUGAAGACGUAUGGAAUGCUGUUGGAGUAUCGAGUCUCGUACACCGGGUCACGGGCAACCGUGACCUUGGUGUACGGAGACCGGAUUCAAAAGAAAGGAAGAUGGAGGAAGAGGAGACGUGUGCCAGCGGCGGCGCAGGGGGGGUCAAAACCGGUGGCUAAACCGCCGGCGGCGACUCCUUCUGUUCGACCGCCGAACACCGCUCACCCGAGCAAGAAGACUAGAGCAGAAGAGGUUCCGGCCCCGGAUGUUCAAGCUUCUAUGCCAACGGAAGAGCCGGAGACGGAGUUUGACACGGAAAUCUGCGUCACACCGUACAACCGGCCACCUGCACCAAUUCCUACGGAAGCGCUUUCGGACUUGUCGCCGAUUAUACUGGCGACACCCGUUGAGGCGCAGGCCCGGAAGGUGGCCGUUGUCAAGAGGAAGGCGACCACUCCCCCGAGUGCCAUACCAGCCAAGCCGAGCCGCCCCUCUCAACCGCCGGAGACACACGAACAACCAGUGGAGCAGUGGUCACUGCAGGCCAGCCGUCUCCCCCAGCGUUACCAACAACUGGUUAAGAACAACAUCAGGGAUGAACGUCUACUCAUCAGUAGACCCAAGGCCCUUUCCUACAACCCAUUGCCAGACAAUCCAGACGAGGGGGAGUUCGCGGUACAUCGGCUCAAGACGCGGGAGGGACACGACGCAGUUUGCGUCACCAUCUGCCGGAGCGGAAUAUUCAGCCAAGGUGUGCUAUUCUUGGAGAUGGACAACCCGACACUACAUCGUGUUCUUAAAACCAUCGCGGGGACACACUACCGUUCCAUCACCAAGGAGUUAGCAGACUCCGACUACCGGCAGUUCCUCCCGCAGCUUGAGAUCACCGGAUUCAUCGAAUCCCCCUAGACGCCAACCUCCUUUCCUCCGUCUGAUACUGUGGGAGCCACUAAUGGACUGCAGGGCACUGAGGCUA
Molecule: messenger RNA, 975 nt
Organism: Gigantopelta aegis
Lineage: Eukaryota; Metazoa; Mollusca; Gastropoda; Neomphalida; Peltospiridae
Exons: 2
Coding region: 18-908 (296 amino acids)
Source: RefSeq, a predicted model, not a curated record